AUAUGGAUUCCAACUAUAUGAUUGAAUGAAAAUCACGAUACUGACAAGACACGGAUGAAAAUGAUGAUUUCAAAUCGAUAAAAGGGAGGAAACAUAAUUGAAUUAUUCAGACAAUGUAAGGAACAUGAAGUCGACAGACACAAAUGGGCGUGACGAGGAAAAUAUUGUUCAUUACUUUGUAAUGGGAGCCGCUCAUGAUUGGAAAACAAUUUACCUCUCGUCACAUGACUAUCAAUUGAAAUUCAAACCCCAAUCAUCAACAUAAUAAAAUAUCACUUCAAAUAUAUCAACCAUAAUAGAGGAAAAUUGACUCUACCGGAAAAUAAUAAUAAUGGAAGUCUAUAAGCCGGAAGAUGGUUUUGUUAUGGCUGUAAGUGUUUUUACUAUUUUUGGUAUGUGGCCAACAGCAGUUAAACUUCCAACAUUAAGAGGAUUUUAUAAUAUUUUCAGUUACUGUUUUCAUUUUACAUAUAAUAUCGCUCUGUUACCAACACAAGUUAUAAAUAUGUAUGUUCAUAGAAAAGAUUUAUACAAUUUAAUUGAGGACUCAUUUUUUACAAUGACUUGCUUUGUAUUUUUUGUUAAAAUGCUUAACAUAUUUUUUAAGCAAAAGAAAAUUGAGGAACUUUUAAAAAGACUAAAUAAUCCUAUUUUUACACCAACUAGAAGAGAACAUUUUUUAAUAGCAAAAAAAAGUGCUAAUUAUGCGAUAUUUAAUUGUGUACUAUUUUAUUCAAUGUGUGUGCUAACUUGUAUUUGGUGGAUAAUAUAUCCCCUUGUCGAUGAUAGUCAGGUAAAAGCAUUACUUUAUGGUGCUUGGUAUCCUUUUAACGUUACAGUCGAGCCAUACUACACAUACGCUUACAUAUUUCAAUGCAGUAUGGUACUAUUAACAGCUAAUAUAAAUUCAAUGAUGGACAUGAUUGUAAUUGCAUUUUUUAUUACAAUGUUGGGACAGUUAGAAAUGCUGAAAAUUGAUUUUAAGAAAUUAACCGACAUUAACGAUAAUAAUAUCAAUGAAACGGAAAAUCGUGAAAUUUCUCGACUAACAGAAGAUGAUAAUUUAACGACUUAUUCUUGUUUUAAUGAGGAUAAUAAUGCGAUUAGAAUUUACGAGCAAAGAAUCAUUAAUUAUGUUAAUCGUUACAAGGCAAUAAUAGCUUACAUUCAAGAUGUAGUAGAAACAUUUGGAACGAGCAUAAUGGUACAAUUUUGUGGAAGUUCGGUUGCAUUAUGUUUAAGUUGUUUCAUACUUACUUUGUUAAAACCUAAUUCAAUAAAAUUUUACGUUAUUUUACAAUAUUUGAUAUGUAUGUUAUUUCAAAUGUAUAUUUACAUGAGAAGAGGAAAUGAAAUUACUAUGAAGACUUCUGAAUUGAUAAAUGCAAUUUAUCAAUGUUCAUGGGCUUCUGUGCCAAAUAAAGGAUUUCGACAAUUAUUAUGCAUAAUUAUGUCACGAUUGCAAGUACCAAUUCAAAUACGAAUUUGGAAUUUUGUUCUAUUGUCGCUCAACACAUUUCUAGGUGCCGUAAAAACAUCAUAUUCCUUCUACGUUCUUCUGAGGCAAUUUCAAAAGAAACGAAUAAUGUUAUUGUAGAAAAUUUAAAAACAAAUUAUAUUAAUUAAUAAUCAUUAAACAAGAAUUA
Messenger RNA from Leptopilina heterotoma, 1646 nucleotides. RefSeq names its product odorant receptor 94a-like. Lineage: Eukaryota; Metazoa; Arthropoda; Insecta; Hymenoptera; Figitidae. Bases 332 to 1597 code for a protein of 421 amino acids. Gene Ontology annotation, molecular function: olfactory receptor activity; odorant binding. Gene Ontology annotation, biological process: detection of chemical stimulus involved in sensory perception of smell; sensory perception of smell. The transcript is spliced from 7 exons. The record is from RefSeq and is a predicted model, not a curated record. Gene Ontology annotation, cellular component: plasma membrane.